Ectocarpus siliculosus is the source of this 552-nucleotide messenger RNA. The record is from the annotation of a GenBank genome assembly. Lineage: Eukaryota; Phaeophyceae; Ectocarpales; Ectocarpaceae.
AUGCUGGCCGAGGCCUGCGUCCCGGUGGCCACCCACCGCCAUGGGUGCUGCGUGAUCCAGAGGGCCAUCGAUGCGGCCACGGUCGAGCAGUCGAGGCUUCUCGUCUCCCAAGUGUCAAAGCACGCGCUUCAGCUCAUGCAGGACCCGUACGGCAACUAUGUGGUCCAGUACGUCCUGGGAAUCUGCUCCCGCGACGAGGCUGUCACGCUUGUCAACGUCCCAAUUGGAAAGGUGGCGAUGCUCUCGAUGCAGAAGUUUUCGUCCAACGUGAUCGAGAAGUGCAUGGACAGGGCGUCGGAGGAGAUGAUCGUCAAGUACGUCCACGAGCUAGCCGACCCGGCCGCAAUGCGCCCCCUCCUGCAGGACCAGUACGCGAACUACGUGAUCCAGAAGACGCUGCAGCUGGCACCCAGGGACGCGGCGCUCACCUUGGUUGAGAGCAUCCGCGAGCACCUGGUCCUUAUGCGCAACUCCUCCGGGGGAAGGCGGAUGCUCACCAGGAUCUCCAAGCGGUUCCCGGUUGCACGAAAGGAUCCCCACGGGUAUGUGUGA